Molecule: messenger RNA, 672 nt
Organism: Prorocentrum cordatum
Lineage: Eukaryota; Dinophyceae; Prorocentrales; Prorocentraceae
Source: the annotation of a GenBank genome assembly
AUGCGGGUCAGUGGUACCCUCGCUUCUGGCACAAUGGUACCCCGGUCCGCCCGGGGGCGAAUCCAUCCCACCCAUCGUGCGAGACUCAUGAAUUCAUUGCGCAUUUACUGGCUGCGUUUCUCCACCAAGCCCUCUGCGAAGCUAGAACCGCAGGGGACAGAUUGCGCAGUUACGUCCCAACGAAAUCGGCACUCAAGCACCAGCAAGUGCAUGCUUCACUGGACAACGUCUCUGACGGCAUCUGAGCCUGCUCCGAUGCUGCAUAUGGUCCCACCGCACUCGGAGAGCUUCUUUGUUCCAGCUGCCUUCCGUGCCGAAGUGGACACGACAGGCGCGUGGGUCUAUGCCCAGGACGUGGAAGGCAAGCCUGGGUGGAUCUGCCGGCCGGGUGCCACGGGGUCCAUCUCCUUCCAGCUCGAAACGGUAUUGGGCGAUGUGUACCUGGAGUACCUCCAGAGCUACGACAACAUUGGCAGCGUUACCUGCCGCAUCGAUGACAGCGCUGACGUGUUCCUAGAUGCACUGAUUCAAGAAAAGGUUUCAGCUCAAGCGUUUGUGCCGAUUGCGACGAACCUGAGCGCUGGAAAGCAUACUCUAUCUUGUCGCUCAAGCGGUCAGAAGUUCAAUCUAUUGUCAUUAAGGGCCUGGGUGGGCGGAUUUUCCUUGCGUUAG